Molecule: messenger RNA, 1538 nt
Organism: Diuraphis noxia (Russian wheat aphid)
Lineage: Eukaryota; Metazoa; Arthropoda; Insecta; Hemiptera; Aphididae
Product: syntenin-1-like
Cellular component (GO): plasma membrane; cytoplasm
Molecular function (GO): protein binding
Source: RefSeq, a predicted model, not a curated record
GAGUCAUACGGUCAUACCGAUUACCGACAUACCAUUAUGGAACAUCCUCAUUCCUCAUAGUCCAUAUAGCUGAUACAUGGAGUAUAGUACUAUUUACUGUGCUACCAACUUACUAUAUAGUCUUACUACCGAUUACCGAGUACAGUUACAACUUACAGAGUAAACUACAGUAAAGCAGUAAACAGUAAACUACAGUCAUUUGAAACGUCAGAACUUGGUGAACGUCGUACGUUUUUCUUUUAUUCCCCAUCUUGUUUUACAAGAAUUGUUUUCCGUUUGACGAUUUCCAGUCGUCUACACUCUUUUGUACUUAACUCUACAAAGCUAAACCAACGUCAUGUCGUCGCUGUACCCUUCUUUGGAAGAUUUAAAGUUGGACGAGUUCAUUAAGACACAAAAUCAUAUUGUUCAACAAAAUGAGAAUCCACCUCCAUUUAUGGCUAUUUGUCCACCACAUCCUUCGGGUAUGGAACAAGAAUCACUAGGUGCCAUGUACCCAAUACUCAAUGAUUACUCGGGAUUAGAACUCAGUAUUCUAGCACAGAAUAACAUAGAUAAUCCUUCCAAGAAAAUUCAAUCGAAAAAUAAUGUUGUAGCGAUUCCUUUCCAGGAUAUUCCAGCGCAUGUAACAAAUGGCGUUCGUAAGUUGGUGUUAUGUAAAGAUGGAAAAGGACAAAUAGGAUUAAAAUUGUCCUCAUUCAACAAUGGCAUAUUUGUUAGCGUUGUAAUACAAGACAGUCCUGCUGCUAAAGCAGGUUUAAGAUUUGGUGAUCAAAUAUUACAAAUAAAUGAAGUUUUUGUUGCGGGAAUGAGUGUUGAUAAAGUGAACAAAAUUUUUAGAGAAUGUUCAAUAAAUAACAUAAGUGUUAUUGUAAGAGACAGGCCUUUGGAACGUACAAUAAAUCUCUACAAAGACCGUGCUGGUCAAAUUGGAUUUCAGUUCAAAAAUGGUAAGAUUAACAAUAUUGUUAAAGAUUCAUCAGCAGCUCGUAAUGGAGUUCUCACAGAUCACCAGUUAUUGGAAGUCAAUGGACAAAAUAUUAUCGGCAUGAAAGACAAACAAAUAGUGGAUAUUAUUGCUAAAGCUUCAGACUCAAUUAGUAUAACAAUCAUUCCAGUAUCAAUUUAUGAACACAUGAUCAAAAAGAUCGCACCAUCAUUGAUCAAGAAUAUAAUGGAUCAUUCGUCCAUUUAAGAACAAACAAAAAACUUAUCCAUCUGUUGAAGUCAUAUUUAAAUUUUAUUAUUUACUUAACAUAAUUUUAUUUUAGUUGUGAUUUAAGUAUGCAUGGAAAAGUCAUCCAUUAUUCAUAAAUCAUCUAGCUUUUUUUUAUACAAUUAUAAUGGGCAAGAUAUAUCAAAUUAUACUUUCUACAUUAAUUACACUAUCAUUCCAUUGAUUCCUAUGUUACUUAUCCUUUAUUUUUAUUUAUUAUUUUUUAUGAAUAUUAUAUUAUGAAGUGUUAAAUGUUACACAAAGAAUUUGGAGUCAUUUUUUAAGGUGUAUAUUAACUUAUUUUAUUUAAAGUUAAUUUGAA